CAGCAUGGACACGGCGCCAAUCACGGGCCUGGACGAGUUGGACAAACACCUUGAUGACCUCGUCCAGGAUCCCACCCUGCCACUGAUCCCAAAACUCUUUGACGAUGUAGAGCUUCAACUGACAGAAAGCAACAUCCCGCCAUUGAUACCCCGAUUCCUCCCAAGACUCACCAUCAUCCUCAAGCAAUACGCGCAGGACCCCGCCAUCCUCGCCAGCUUAACCAUCAAGCUCCUCGGCCCGGUCUCAUUCACCCAGGUCCUCCAGCUCGCCUCGCAAGAUUCCCUCAUCCAAGCCCUCGACUCCCCCGCGCCAGCCGCCAACCUCCUCGCCAUGACCGUCCUGCACAAAGCGGCAGCCAACCCCGCCGACGUCGCCAUCCUCUCUCUCAUGAUGCCUCUAAUAGGCGCAUUCAUCCGCCGGUGGCUCGCCGCACCGCAAGUCGAGGUGGGCCAGAAAGGCGGCAAAGUCCUUGGCGACCUGCUCGACAUUGACUGCGAACUGCCCCCGCCACUACCACCAGCCUCAGGACCAGGUGGCGACACUGACCUCGUGCUGCGCAAAACCCCCGGCCACGGCAAGCUCUGGCACCUGCUGUUUAACGAACCAGCCAUGUACCGCCUGCUGCUCGACCUCUGCGCGGGCCGCCACCCCGACACGGCCGGCAACGCGCAUCAACUGUCGCUCGCCCAGGGCCGGCUGCUCCGGAUCCUGCCGCGGCUUGCCGCACUUGACUUUCGCGCCGUCAGCCAGUCGCAGAUCACCGCGCCCAUGGUUGUGCAUCUGACAAACGGCCACAGCCAAGAUCAAGACAACAGCGACUCAGUUCCUUCCGGCCCCGACCCGCACCCGCGACCGGGCGAGGGCCUGCUACAAUUCGCCGCUCUGCGCAUGGUGCAGCGGGAAGAUCUGCUGAUGCACCUUAGCCUGGUUGACUUUUUCGAGACAUUUGUCGGGCUCAUGCGGGUGACGGAACACACCGCGCUGAAGCUCGAGACGAUAAGGGGAUUGCUGAGCAAGGCGACGGCCGGGGACGAGGUGCUCAGGGAUGCCCUGCUGAGUCUGCCCGAUCGGGCGGUGGAGGAGGAGGCGGACGGGUUGAGGGCGUGGUUGAGCGAGGUCAUGCCCGGGGAGGCGGUUCGGUUGGCUAUGCGGUGAGAGGGUGUGGGUGGGGAUGUGUGAUGAAGGAUGCUCCGACUAUACCGUAUGGUUGAUAUGGCUUCCCACUUAGCUUGAUCCCUACCUGGCAGCGCGUGCAGUUGUAACCGGUCCUACUCACACUCCUACCUUCUCCCGCGGCAGCCGGACGAAGUGGCACGUGCCGUCAGUCAUGGCACGUCAGCGGUGAAGCCUAGGGUAGCGUUGCGGACAACAAAGGUACAGCGACAUUGCCAUCUGGAUUCCCGGGACCACCAAAAUGCAGCACCGCGUACUGCGCUGAGUGUCAAGCGUCGGGGAAAAGACAAAAAGCAACUUGAAUUCCCCGGCUCUGGCCGGGUCAAAGCACGGGCAGAUGCAAACUCCGCCAUGAAAACAAUAUAGCAAACAGAAAGUAAUAAUAGUAGUACACAU
Molecule: messenger RNA, 1570 nt
Organism: Canariomyces notabilis
Lineage: Eukaryota; Fungi; Ascomycota; Sordariomycetes; Sordariales; Chaetomiaceae
Exons: 2
Coding region: 5-1156 (383 amino acids)
Source: RefSeq, a predicted model, not a curated record